AUGGUGUGUGUACACUCUUCACCCUCACCAGAGGGAGAAGAGACAACGUCUUCCGGCAGGCUUGACCACUCGUCCAUAGAUGCUGCGGUGGACAUGGCAUCGUCCCUAUCAUCAGAUCAGCCAAAUGUUAUAAGACCAUGCACUCCGACAGAGGGUCGGAGAUCCUCAUGUGCAUACUGCAGGGGUGAGGAUGCUGCAUCGGGAGACCAAGGUUUUCGCUGGGUUUGCGCCAAUGCAAGAUCCUCACCAUGCCUCCUCGCUCGUGUGGUCCCUCGGGAGUCACAGAGGAGUUAUAACAGUUAUAUAAAUCAUAAGAAAAAAGAUUUAUAUAUAUAUAUAUAUAAAAACAAUAAAGACAUUGCCAAUGAGACACCUGGGGUGGACUUCCUGAGACAAAUAGAAAGUGGCAGUCUUCAGGCGCGAUAUGCCAACUUCACCAUACAAGACAUCAGCUAUCUACUCAAAGUGACCAAGAUGUUGAAGAACAUUUGUGAAAAAGUAAUCAAGUCUAAAAUUGAUUAAUUGAGGGACGUUAUGAAAGGCAGAGACUCAGUUUACAAAAGUUUUGCAGACUUAAUGCUCAAUCAAUACUUUUUCAAGGGUGAACCUGCUAUUCAGGAAACUCCAGCUAUGAGUAAUUAUCUGUCAUUAUACAGAGAGCUGAUGUCACUUUACUUUGCUGUGGGUCUUUUGCCCUGCUCUAGACUCUGGGUAUGGCUGGCUAACAAUCUGAUCAUCCCUCCAACCAAUGCCUACUGCACUUGGAGGUUAGAGAAUAUGAACGGUCAUCCUGAGAAGCACUACACAGCUGAAAAAGUGCGUGCGGCCUUCACCUCUGCCCAAAAUGUGUCCUAUCACCAUCCUCAAGCCUGCAAUGCCACUUUUGACACGGAUGUGCUGAGCCCAGAACAGAGAAUCGCUUAUGAAGAGGAUGGAUUCAUUCUUGUUCCAAACCUGGUAUCGGAUGAACACAUUGAACGAUUCAGGAAGGCAUUUGAGCGCAUAUGUAAGAGAGAGGUGAAGGUGCCUGGUUUGGUGGUCAUGAAAGAUGUAUCCAUUGAAGACUUCCAGGAAGAUCCAGAACUUUUCCGGUACUGCACUUUACCCCAGAUCCUGAAGUAUGUAAAGUGUUUCACCGGACCAAACAUCAUGGCCAUGCACACCAUGCUCAUCAACAAGCCACCUGACACAGGUAAGAAGACAUCUCGCCAUCCCAUGCACCAGGAUCUACACUACUUCCCUUUCCGUCCCGCAGACCGCAUAGUGUGUUCUUGGACCGCAAUGGAGAAAGUGCACCGGCAAAAUGGCUGUCUAGUGGUACUGCCCGGCUCACACAAAGGCACUCUGCAUGAACACGACUACCCAGAUUGGGAGGGUGGAAUAAAUAAAAUGUAUCAUGGGGUUCGUAAUUAUGACCCAAGCCAUUCCAGAGUGCAUUUAGAUAUGGAGAAAGGGGAUACUGUGUUUUGAACUGAGGGGUUCAGAAAGGCGAUCGCUUGUCACUAUGCCAGCGCUGACUGUUAUUACAUUGAUGUGGAUGGAACAACUCAGGAGAACAUCAGCAAUGAAGUGAAGGAACUUGCAGCCAAGAGGAUAGGCGCUCAUACUGUGGUCACAUUUCAGGACACCUGGGCUUUGCGUGGACGCCUGGUUCAAGGAGACAGAACGUCACUGUGAUUUGGUGUGUCACCGUAACAUCUGCCUGACUUUGAGACAGGACAGCUCCACUUAACUGGAACAAUUAACAGCUCACAGCUCUUUGUUAAUUAUUUGAUGAUUUCCUGAUAAUCACAAACUCACUAAAAGUACAAACACUGAUCAUCAGGUGGCACUGUCGGAAUAAAUCGAUACACAUGUUGAAUUGCCUUCCAUGCCUGGGAGUGUUAGUCCUGAUACAUAUUUAGCAGUAAUAAUGAACACCAGACAUUGAAAAGCUGGCAUUAAUAGAUGUAAGCCAAACCCUAUGGUAAUUGUAAGGAAUGCUAGUACAUUUGAUUGAUACAACUAAGGUUUUUGAGACUGCUUGCUGCAAAUAAUUAGUGAGUUUACUGCUAAAGAUGUUUUAGUACUUUGAUCAGAUGUCAAGUAAACUAUGAAUGCUUCGGAAGGUAUAAUAUAGUAACGCAGCUCUUAUUUUAUGAAAUCCCAUCCGAGAUGUCUUACAUUUUGUUGGAUGUUGUGUAAUAAUUCUCUUAAUCGAGUACAGAUCCAGCUCUCUGAGAUGGAAAUGAAGGUUUUGAAAGCAUGAGGGGCGAAGUAAUGAGAGGCAAAUGGUUUUGAUGUCAAGUGUACAAUAUAAAAAAAUGAAUGUGUUUUUAGAUCAAGUUCCAUCAUUCU
Molecule: messenger RNA, 2337 nt
Organism: Xyrauchen texanus (razorback sucker)
Lineage: Eukaryota; Metazoa; Chordata; Actinopteri; Cypriniformes; Catostomidae
Gene: phyh
Product: phytanoyl-CoA 2-hydroxylase
Biological process (GO): fatty acid alpha-oxidation
Molecular function (GO): phytanoyl-CoA dioxygenase activity
Source: RefSeq, a predicted model, not a curated record